Molecule: messenger RNA, 1467 nt
Organism: Adineta ricciae
Lineage: Eukaryota; Metazoa; Rotifera; Eurotatoria; Adinetida; Adinetidae
Source: the annotation of a GenBank genome assembly
AUGUCCACAGAGCUUUUUCAUUCACGACAAUCAGAAUUCAGCAUUUAUUUCAGUUAUCCAUGGAAAUCAAUACAAACUGGAUACAUUAUUCUGACAUGGAUUGUCUUGGGUUUUCAUGUCGAAUUAGUUGGGCCGACAAUACCAACACUAGCAGCAAGUAUUCAUAGUCAUUAUACUGAAAUGGGUGCUUUGACUGCCGUCAGAAGUUUGGGUUAUUUAAUCGCGAAUUGCCUUGGAAUUUUUCUUCAACAUACCGUUGACAACCAUUCAUAUCCUGUUUUGACAUGUGGAUUCAUUUUACCAGCUAUUGUCAUGUUCAGUGUUCCAUUUGUGAAGUCAGUGAUACUUUUGUAUGUUCUUUUUUUCUUUCAAGGAGUAUCCCUGAGCUUAACAGAUAUAGCUGGAACUCAUCUUUUACUCACGAUAUGGGGUAUUGAUUCAGCACCACCGUUAGGCGCUAUGCAUACCGGCUAUGGAAUUGGUGCUCUCCUGGCAAUUCUGCUUGUUCGUCCGUUUCUUAUUGAGACGGGAGCAUCUGUAAACCAUAUGAGCAGUGAAAAGUUCAAUAUCAUUGGUCCAUACUUAAUCGCAGGAAGCUUAUGCACUUUGAUCGCUCUCGGAAAUCUAUUCUUCGCCUUUCGAGAAGCGAAAAAUAAGAGAGAAAGAUUAGAAUUCAAACAGAGUGACUACGGUACACUUACAUCCAAUGGAGGACAAGAUGAAGAAGUCCCAUCUCCGUAUUCUCCUCGAACAUUUGGUUAUGGAGAUUAUCGAUAUGGCUUAACCCUUUGUAUCAUAUUCAUUUGUUACAUGUUUUUCGUCGGUGGAAAUGAUCACACAUUUGGAUUCUUCUUUUUCACUUAUUUAAAACUUGAUAAACUGAACUUAUCGAACAGUGCUGCUAACUGGGGUAAUAUCCUGUUUUGGAUAGCAAAUAUAGUAUGUGUUCGAAAUCGUUUGCGUAACACAAACAACUUCGUCGGUCGAUUACUGGUAUGUGUUUUAGCUAUAUACUUUUCCACAUUUACUCUAUCGAAUAUAGCCUGGUUUGGUAGUUUAUAUGUUGCAGUUCUGUGGCUCCUCUGGAUAUGGAGUAGUGACUGGAUAAUUGCUCAGUUGCUUAUUCUCGGCACCUUUACUGGAUUAGCAAUGGCACCGCUGGUUCAAUUAUCAUUGGCAUUUAUUAACGAACGAUUAAAAGUGACGCCCGUACUUAUCGCUUACGUUUAUUCUGGUUCGGCGCUAGGUGCACUAGUGUUUCACCAAACAACAGGCUAUAUAAUGGAUCACGAUCCAAAUUAUUUCCCGACAUUAUUUUUUAUCUCCACGUUGGCAGCAAUUCUUCUCUAUAUUCUUUCAAAUGGCGUUUACUACUUUCAUCGAAGGAAAAACCUUUCGAAUGCACAAUCUUCUGACACAGCGACCGCAACACUUUUGCCUGAAAAUCUUGAUCGCGAAACGAAAUAA